This is a messenger RNA of Arachis ipaensis, 1419 nucleotides long. Its product is annotated as fructose-bisphosphate aldolase, cytoplasmic isozyme 1. Gene Ontology annotation, molecular function: fructose-bisphosphate aldolase activity. NCBI's taxonomy places the organism in Eukaryota, Viridiplantae, Streptophyta, Magnoliopsida, Fabales, Fabaceae. Gene Ontology annotation, biological process: glycolytic process. The record is from RefSeq and is a predicted model, not a curated record.
CCUAUUGGUAUAUUCCUUUGAGAGACUUAUCUAUAUAACAUGGUAGUUUGUUUAACUCAAUUUUUGUGCUGUCGUUUGUUAUCUGUUUUCCCGCCAUCCAAAAUAAACACUUUUGAAGCUUGAAAACAUUGUAACAAUGUCUGCCUUUGUUGGAAAGUAUGCAGAUGAGCUUAUCAAGAAUGCCAAGUACAUAGCCACACCAGGGAAGGGAAUCUUGGCAGCAGAUGAGAGCACAGGCACCAUUGGCAAGCGGCUUGCAAGCAUCAAUGUUGAGAACAUUGAGGCCAACCGCCAAGCGCUGCGCGAGCUCCUCUUCACCUCCCCCAAUGCCCUCCAAUACCUCUCCGGUGUCAUCCUCUUCGAGGAGACUCUCUACCAAAAUACUUCUGAUGGAAAGCCUUUUGUUGAGGUCCUCCAAGAGAACAAUGUCAUCCCAGGCAUCAAGGUGGACAAGGGUGUUGUGGAAUUGGCCGGAACAAAUGGCGAAACCACCACUCAAGGCUUUGACUCUCUUGGUGCAAGGUGCCAGCAAUACUACAAGGCCGGCGCACGAUUUGCCAAGUGGCGUGCCGUGCUGAAGAUAGGCCCAACCGAGCCUUCUGAGCUGUCCAUCCAGCAGAAUGCGCAGGGAUUGGCUCGCUACGCCAUAAUUUGUCAGGAGAAUGGGCUUGUCCCCAUUGUUGAGCCUGAGAUUCUGACUGAUGGGAAUCAUGACAUAGCUAAGUGUGCUGCUGUUACUGAAACUGUUCUUGCUGCUGUUUACAAGGCACUCAAUGAUCAUCAUGUUCUUCUUGAGGGAACCCUCCUCAAGCCCAACAUGGUUACCCCUGGCUCUGAUAGCCCAAAGGUUCCCCCAGCAGUGAUUGCUGAGCACACAGUCACUGCACUGCGCAGAACCGUCCCAUCGGCGGUUCCAGGGAUUGUGUUCUUGUCUGGUGGACAAAGUGAAGAAGAGGCUACAUUGAACCUUGAUGCAAUGAACAAGUUGGAGGUGCUGAAGCCAUGGACUCUGUCAUUCUCAUUUGGAAGAGCACUGCAGCAAAGCACACUCAAAUCAUGGGCCGGGAAGAAGGACAACAUCACGAAAGCUCAAGAGGCAUUCUUGGCUCGGUGCAAGGCGAAUUCGGAGGCUACUCUUGGCAAGUAUGGUGGUGGAAGUGGAACUGGUUUGGCUUCUGAGAGCUUGUUUGUAAAGGGCUACAAGUAUUAAUUAGCCAUCAAAAUGGAGUUUGGAGAUUGAUUUGGAAUGUGUAUGAUGCUGCUACUUAAGCCUUUUUCUUCUGAUUAACAUGUUUUAUUUUUUUGAUACAUACAUAUGUUAUAAAUUUCAAAGUUUAUAUAUUUAUAGGAGCUGAUUGUAAUGGCCAAUGUGAUGAUCUACCUCUCAGAACAAUAAAGUGCCACAUUUUCAUAUGAAAA